This is a messenger RNA of Odontomachus brunneus, 610 nucleotides long. RefSeq lists its product as uncharacterized. NCBI's taxonomy places the organism in Eukaryota, Metazoa, Arthropoda, Insecta, Hymenoptera, Formicidae. Bases 276 to 482 code for a protein of 68 amino acids. The record is from RefSeq and is a predicted model, not a curated record. The transcript is spliced from 2 exons.
CUGAAUACUUAAAUUAUGUGUUCGUUUCUUCUUCAAAUUACAUAAAGACAGGUAUAUGAUUUAAAUAUAGCUUACCAAGAGGCCGGAACAAUGGGCUCCAAGUUCAACAAAUUCUAAGGAUCCAUGUUCGAGCACUCUGAGUAUCUAGGAAAUUUUUAGGCGGAAGGAUCGCGUCUUGCUAACAGCUGGCUUGUCGUAAGAGUCAGCUCUCAAUUACGUCCCGUCUGUCUGAUCAAAAUAAUUCGAGAGCAUCGUGAUAUUUAACUCGUACCACAAUGUAUAAUAUGAGAAAUGCAGUCUCUGUGUUAGGUUUGAUAACAGUGACAUAUUUGAACAUAAGCAUACAGACCGAUUACUUUCACGGAGCGAGAGAUCUGUUUGGUCCGUACCCCAGGAUACCAGAUGCGGAGAAGCUGAAGAGAGAGAUAACGUUUGCCGAGGAAUGUAGGAAAACUAUGUUCGCGCCCAAGGAAGUAUUCUAAUGAGACAGCGCGUGUGUAAAUAGAAAUAAAGUCAGCUUCGUCAAUGCAUUUGUUUAUGCGACGAAAGUGUAUAUCCUUUUAUGGAGGAGAAACAUAGCGAUAAAUAAAUGUAACAAUUUUUAAGCACA